Messenger RNA from Symphalangus syndactylus (siamang), 442 nucleotides. Its product is annotated as large ribosomal subunit protein eL34-like. Lineage: Eukaryota; Metazoa; Chordata; Mammalia; Primates; Hylobatidae. Gene Ontology annotation, cellular component: ribosome. Gene Ontology annotation, molecular function: structural constituent of ribosome. Gene Ontology annotation, biological process: translation. The record is from RefSeq and is a predicted model, not a curated record.
CCUCUUCCGGGGACGUUGUCUGCAGGCGCUCAGAAUGGUCCAGCGUUUGACAUACCGACGUAGGCUUUCCUACAAUAGGGCCUCUAACAAAACUAGGCUGUCCCGAACCCCUGGUAAUAGAAUUGUUUACCUUUAUACCAAGAAGGUUGGGAAAGCACCAGAAUCUGCAUGUGGUGUGUGCCCAGGCAGACUUCGAGGGGUUCGUGCUGUAAGACCUAAAGUUCUUAUGAGAUUGUCCAAAACAAAGAAACGUGUCAGCAGGGCCUAUGGUGGUUCCAUGUGUGCUAAAUGUGUUCGUGAUAGGAUCAAGCGUGCUUUCCUUAUCGAGGAGCAGAAAAUCGUUGUGAAAAUGUUGAAGGCACAAGCACAGAGUCAGAAAGCUAAAUAAAAAAAAUGAAACUUUUUUGAGUAAUAAAAAUGAAAAGACUUGCAAAAAAAAAAA